Drosophila ananassae is the source of this 1937-nucleotide messenger RNA. RefSeq names its product zinc finger protein weckle. The transcript has 5 exons. Lineage: Eukaryota; Metazoa; Arthropoda; Insecta; Diptera; Drosophilidae. Gene Ontology annotation, biological process: regulation of transcription by RNA polymerase II. The record is from RefSeq and is a predicted model, not a curated record. The coding region runs from base 231 to 1874 and encodes 547 amino acids. Gene Ontology annotation, molecular function: zinc ion binding; DNA-binding transcription factor activity; RNA polymerase II cis-regulatory region sequence-specific DNA binding. Gene Ontology annotation, cellular component: nucleus.
CUAGUUCCAUUCAAGUUAAUAUCUUAAAAUAUACAUAUUUUCACAUAAUAGGAUACUUAUGCUGUUAUUAAAUAGAAAAGAAAAGUUAUAAUAAAUAUAAAUUUGAUUUAUUUUUAUUUUAGCUUGUCUUAAAAAAAUACUGCAAUCAAUAACUGUUGGAGCCCUGGGUACCGACGCUUGCUAGCCCUUGCUAUUUAACAAAACAAAACAGAUUUAAAUGAGUUCAGGAAAUGUGCAGCCUACCAGGAACCGAGUCGCCUUCUAGUGAUGCUACAAGUUGGCGCCGAUGGUGCCGCCUUUGCGCAAAGGAUCAUCCCAAGAACAGGAACGCUUACUAUCCGAAGGACGAAGGAGAGACGUGGACGAAUACACUGGCCAUGGCCAUUGGAAAGUACUUUUGGGUGGAUAUUAAACAAGAGGAUGAGCUGAGUAAUCAUCUGUGCAUCGAGUGCUUCACCUUGAUAGAGCGCCUUAUCGAAUUCUCGGACAGAGUUCGCCGUGCUCAGACGCUUUUCAACAGGCUGUCAAACCUAAAUCCUGAAGCUCCAACGAAUUUCGAGGAGCUGCGAACGGAUUGCGGUUUGGUCUCCAGCGAGUGGAAGCAUAUUAUGUCCCGGGCGGUGGAGGAAUCGGAGCCAGUACAGAGCAGCGAGGGGGCUCGAAAACUAGAGGAGCUUGUUGCCGAGCUAGAGGUGGAGGCUUCGGAGGAGUUAGGAACACUGGAUUACAUAGAGGACGACGAACAGCCACAUAACGAUGAUGAGGAGGAAUUCAAGGAGUCGGAUAUUAUUGAUAUGGAGGAAAAUAUGAAGGCAGGGAGUCACGGGGCAAUGAAACCCCAAGCGAGUGUUUCAGAUGAUGAAGAAUUUUUAGACGAUCUAGGCCAGGAAGACCUAAUAAUAGAGGAAGAUGAGGACGAGGAUGAAGAUGAAGAUGAGGAAGAGCCAUUGUAUGAACCAACCACAUAUAAGUGCAACAUUUGCAGUAAAACCUACAAGAAACAUAAAGCCUACCAGCGCCACAUGGAAGAGAUCCAUCACACGCCACCGACGGAAUCACCGCAGCUGGAGUGUGAUCAGUGCGGCUUGAGCUUUAGUAGGGCGUCCCAGUUAAAUUCUCACUACCGCACGCACCAAUCUAGCAAAGAGAAACAGGACAACUGCUGUCCGCACUGCAAUAAGAACUUCACUACGGUCGGAACGCUGAAGCGGCACAUAGAGGGUGUUCACAAACAGAUCAAACCGUAUGAAUGCGCUCUUUGCGGCAAGGGCUUCAAGUAUCUAACCGGACUCAAGGAGCACAAGCUCGUACACACCGACGACUGUCCCUUCGAGUGCCCGGUGUGCCUCCGGCGAUUCAAGAACAAGGCCAGACUAAAGAUCCAUUCCGACAUUCAUAGCGCCAACAUUUACGAGUGCAGUAUCUGUGGUAUGAAGCUCAAGACCCGCAGAACAUUCAACAAACACAAGUUGGUCCAUUCCGACGAAAGGCAGUACAAGUGCGAUGUCUGCGACGCCUCGUUCAAAAGAAGCAAAACUCUGAAGUCGCAUCUCAUUUUGCACACUGGCAUUCGACCGUACAAGUGCAAUUUCUGUGGCAGGGACUUCUCGAAUGGGUCCAACUGUCGAUCGCACAAGCGACAGACUCAUCCCAAGGAGCUGGCCGAAGAAGAGGCGAGGGGAAUAUCCCGAUCCACUCUGCUGCCCCUGAUGGACGAACUGACCAAGGCGUCCAAGCUCAUUAAGACCCCAGCCAAACGCAGCAAAGCAAAGAAAAUUGCCAGCAAAAGUCCAGUACUGACCACUCAACCCGCUUCAAAGAACUCUGAUGACGUUAUCGUCUACGAGCUAGUGCAGGAGUUGGCCUUUUCCUAAGUAUUACAAUAAGUCUAACAAUAAAACACGAAUAAAAAACACAUUUACAUGGGUUACUCGGUA